Messenger RNA from Nicotiana tabacum (common tobacco), 1596 nucleotides. RefSeq names its product LOB domain-containing protein 36-like. The record is from RefSeq and is a predicted model, not a curated record. Lineage: Eukaryota; Viridiplantae; Streptophyta; Magnoliopsida; Solanales; Solanaceae.
UUCACUCCUCUCUAUAUCUCUCUCUCUCUCAUUCUCAUUUCAAUGAUGAAACUAUAAAAAAAGAAUAGCUGGGUUUUCUCAUUUCUUCUUUGUUAUUGUUUUACUUCUUCUACUGGGAUCGUGAAACUUGAAGAUCGGAUCAAGAGCUUUCGAACUCCAGCCCUAAACCUCCACUCGCUCAUCCCAAGAUGAAUUGAGUUGAGGAGAGGGAGAGAGAGAAAGAGAAAGAGAGAGAAAAGGGUUACGGAGUGAUCUGAAUAGGGUUUGCUACAUAAGAAAGGAACCAAAGGAUGUCGUCGUCAAAUUCUCCGUGUGCAGCAUGCAAAUUCUUACGCCGAAAAUGCACCCAAGAGUGUGUUUUUGCACCAUAUUUUCCACCAGAUCAGCCGCAGAAAUUUGCCAAUGUCCACAAAGUCUUCGGUGCUAGUAACGUGGCUAAAUUGCUCAACGAACUCAAUGCUGCUCAAAGGGAAGAUGCUGUGAAUUCCCUUGCUUAUGAGGCUGAAUAUCGCCUGAGAGACCCAGUCUAUGGUUGUGUUGGCCUUAUUUCAUUGCUUCAACAUAAGCUUAGGCAAGUUCAAGAUGAUUUACUGAAUGCGAAAAAGGAAUUAGCAACCUACAUUGGUCCAUCAGCAAUGCUACCGAUUCUUCAACCUCAAGGGUUUCUCCAACCGCAUCAUAUGAAUAAUCCAUCUUCUAGUACUAUGAUGCCUUUGAAUAUGAACCCAAUGUUAGGAAUGCCAACUGGGGUCCCUCAUGGUGGUCAGUUAAUGAUCCGUGACCCUCAGCAGCAGCAGCAGACAAUUGAAGCUCAGCAGUUAGCAGCAGCAAUGGCUGCAAGGGAACAACAGGAGAUGCUUAGGAAUUAUGAGCAGCAACAGCAACAACAGCAGCAUCCUCAGCAACAAGAUAUUGUAAGGUUUAACAGUGGGUUUGACUCUACAGGCUCAGUGACUGCUACUGGAUUUCACCAAAUGAAUUCUUCACCCAUAUCAGCUUCGUUGGCUUUGGGCUCCUAUGAGAAUAAUCCUUAUAAUCUGAUUCAGCAGCAGCAGCCACAGCAACAGGAGCAAAAUCAUCCUCAUCACCAGCAGAUUCAUCUUCAGCCACAGCUGUUGCUGCAGCAACAACAGCAUCAGACGCCGCAGCAACCAGAGACCCCGAGGCAGCAACAGAGAGCCAAAAGCGAAGAGGAGGGAAGGAGCGUCGGUCCUUCAUGUUGAUGUCUUCAGUACUGUGCUGACAAAGCUUUAUUAAAUACAUUUUUGAUCUUGCAAAUUGAUGCCAUAUACCAGCGUAUAAAAAGAGAGACAGGAGAUAGAAGAAGAGAGAUUAUGAUGUACAAAGAGAAAUGAGAGAUAUAUAGUAGCAGAGAGAAAUGAGUAUUUUCAACUUGAACUUUAAAGUUUGUAGGUAUCAGCUCUCUUUUAGACUUUAUUUCCUACUCCAAAAUUUCUAUUCGUCAAGACCCUUUUUGAGUUUUGAAGAACACAGUUUAUUCCUGGAAAAGGUACAUUUUUCUUAAAUGUUGGAGUAGCAUUAAUUCCAAAAACAGUGUUGCCUUUCGUUUGAAUAUAGAUGCUUGCUUUAAUUGUC